Hordeum vulgare subsp. vulgare (domesticated barley) is the source of this 2704-nucleotide messenger RNA. RefSeq names its product R3H domain-containing protein 2-like. The record is from RefSeq and is a predicted model, not a curated record. Lineage: Eukaryota; Viridiplantae; Streptophyta; Magnoliopsida; Poales; Poaceae. Gene Ontology annotation, molecular function: nucleic acid binding. The transcript has 5 exons. Bases 2 to 1636 code for a protein of 544 amino acids.
GAUGAGAUUCCCCCUGUUCGAUUCUAUCUCUACCGCGGACGGACGGACCCUUCGUCCUCCCUCCCCACAAAUCCACACCACACCAGACCAGGCCCAGAGAGGAGGACCAAACCCUAGCCAGCUCGCUCGCUCCCCAGAUCCCGCCGACGAGCCCGUCCCCGACCACCGAUGGCCGCGCCCGCCGUCUAGCCAGCCAGCUGCCCGCGAGCAGAGCGCAGAUCGGGCAGGCAUGGAGGAGGACGCGGCCGCCGCGGCGCCCGACUCGUGGGAGACGGCCGACCUCGACGGGGCCAUGAGCCGCCUGCUCCUCUCCUCCUCCUCCUCCUCGGCCAACUCCGCCGCGCGCAGGGUCUCCUCCUCGCCCGACCUCGCCGACGACCACCAGCCGGACGCGCAGCAGCAGCAGCAGCAGGCCGACGAUCCCGUCGCGCAGGUCGACCAGUUCCUCCGCGAGGCCCUCGAGAAGCCCCGCGAGCGCCUCUCAGUGCUACGGAUGGAGCAAGACAUUCUCAAGUUCCUCCGUGACCCUGGGCAGACGCAGUUCGAGUUCCAGGGCCUUCCGACUUCGUACCUGCGUCUUGCUGCGCACCGUCUGGCACAGCAUUAUUUCCUGAUAUCAAUCGCCCUGCCGGAUAACAGCUUGCCUGAUGGAACCAGUUCUCGGAUCAUCCUUCGUAAGACGUCUGCUGAAUGCCGAUUGCCUGCUGUCCGCCUAGCUGACAUUCCAGUUAAUUUGCCUCAAGAAGAGACCAGCGCUGUGGCCACCAAAGUAGCUAUUAAGCAAAGGCCUCAGAAGAAUCAUCAUGGGGGCGCAGGCGCAGGUGCUAACUCUUCCAGAGGCAACCUUCAGAAAAGCGUUGAGGAGAGGAAAGAGGAAUACAACAGGGCACGUGCUCGCAUAUUUAACAACAGCAGUGGUAGCAGUAGUCCGGUUGAUGGAAGACCAGCUGAUGAAGUUGUUUUGCCCAACACCCUACAUAGGUCCACUUCCUUGGAGUUGAACCCAAACACCAGGUACGGUGAGUUGGCUGAAGCUACCCUUGAAAGGAGUUUGACUAGCACUGCAUCUAGCAGCAGAUCAAAUAAUAGAAGCAGGAUUGACAAGGAGCCUCCAGUCAAUAGAGGCAGGCAAGGCAAUAGGGUGGCGAUAUUUCGAGACCGUGACUCUGAUCGCAAGGAUCCUGAUUAUGACAGAAGCUAUGACAGGUAUAUGCAAAGAUUUGAUCCUGGAUUUGGUUUUAAUGGAGGCGCGUACACCAUUCAACCUUUGUAUGCUCCUGCUGUUACCUACAACACUGAGUUCCCCCAGCUUGGGUCGCCACAAAUGUCUCCUGUUCCUGUUGAACAGCAGCAGCCUCAUCCAAUGGCUCAGCACAUGCCUGGGCCCUGGUCGCCGGCUCAAUCACCUAAUGCAGUUGGCUACAGGCCUCCAGAUGGUGUUAUGCCACCCUACAGUCCUGGUCAAGCUGGUGCUCCUGUCAGGUCGUCUGUUUUCAUGCAUGCUUCCCAGCAAUAUGCUAUGCCUUCACGCCCAGGAGUCACGUUUGUACAUCCACAGGAUUCCAUGCGACCAUUUGCACAGACUCACCACCAACAACAAUCUGAAGCUAGUCUACGGUUAGCCCGGCCCCGGUGAGGGGCCCUGGGCAUGCCUGCUCCUGCCAGCACACGCUGAACUUCCAAAUCAAAUAAAAUGGGAUAUCCGUCUCAUUUCUGGCUGGCAGGAGCAGGCAUGAAAGAACCGAGAAGCGCCGGGCCGAGCUAGUCAUCCACCUGAUCUUGUCAUGCCCGUGCGCUUCUCGGUGUUGUUGCUCCCUGCACAUUGAGAUGCAGGCGGGGCACGUACUCCUUCAUCGGUCGGUGGAGUAAACUGCAGACAGUCGCGUGGACUUCGGGAAGUCCAUCGCAUGAAAAGAAGCUGAGGAGUUGAGGGCAGAGCCGGUCGCCCUCUCGCCCUUGGCUCGGUCUCUUUGUUCUCAGCAAAUGCUACCGCCACUGGCUCCUUGGAAGACAGUGGCGCCAUGUGGGCUGCAAGAGAAGAGAAGAGAAGAGAGUGGCGUGGGGGCAUCCAGCAUGUGGAUUGACGGCCAGGACCUGGCCACAUGCAGCUGCCCGACUGGAGCACCAGGCCAAGCGCUCCUACUGGCUCUGGCCGAAGACAAUGAACUGCUAUGUGCAGCUGCUCGACUGGAGCACCAGGCCAAGCGCUCCUAUUGCGUCUGGCCGAAGACAAUGAACUGCCACGUGCAGCUGCCUGACUGGAGCACCAGGCUCUGCGCUCCUAUUGCGUCUGGGUGAAGCCGCACUGGUGUGAAGCUACGGGACUCGAGCUGGAGCAGAUGAAGCCGCACUGGUGUGAAGGUGCGUGCCUUGAGCCGGAGCAGAGGCAAGCUGCAUCGACUGCCGCCCCCUGUCAUUGCCACCCUUGCUCUCAGGGGCCUCCAGGCAACUGCCGCCGCUGAUGAUGAUGACGACGAAGAGUUUCAAGUCCUGGCUUUGUGUUGUCUUUAAGAUAAGAUUCUUCAAUUCGAACCUGGUACUAGUAUAGAGUACUAAGUAUGUGUCUGUACAUACAUGGUAGUAGUAGUUGGGUGACCCCCAACUUGUCUAUUAACUGACUAUGUUGUUAUGUUAUUACAACUUGAGAUGCUGCUGGGAUCCGUUAGCUUUUUAUUACGACAUAUUUCAUAUUUGUGCCGUGAAA